Molecule: messenger RNA, 1269 nt
Organism: Rhizophagus irregularis DAOM 181602=DAOM 197198
Lineage: Eukaryota; Fungi; Glomeromycota; Glomeromycetes; Glomerales; Glomeraceae
Source: RefSeq, a predicted model, not a curated record
CAAUGAUUACCGUGUUUUAGUUUCUAUGAUGUUUAAUAAAAAUUAGCAUGUAUUACCUGAUGGGCUUGUUUAACAAAUGCUGAUAUGAAUUCUUAGUCUGAAUGCGGCAAAUUUAUUCGUUCGGUUAUAAUUCCUUUCAACAAACUAAUCCGGCAAAUAAUGAUGAUAUUAUAAGUGUUCCAAGUGAUAUUACAGGGUUCACACAGUGUGAUGAUAUCAUCUGGGCCAAUAUUAGCUCAACUUUGGGCAUAAACAACAUUGAAAGAAAGUUGAUGUUUUGGGGGUUUGAUGAUACAAGAAAUAAAAUUAUAUCUCCUACCCAUUUUCCUGCACAAAAUAUAAUGAAAUAUUUCGGAGAUGACAAUGGGAUCCAGGGAUAUUUAGAUAUUAAUGGAAACCUUUAUGGCCAUUCCAAAAAGAUUUUUAACCUGCCUGCAAAGUGCGUUGAUGUUGCGCAAAUGUGGACCGGAAGUAAUGUAAUUGCUGUAACAAUGGAUGGAAAGUUAUGGCAAUUUAAUUUAAAAAAUAAUGAGAAACCAAAGAAAAUAACUGCUUUUGAUGAGAGCGGAAGUUUAAAUCCAUUUUUCACAAACGUUGUUUGUGGAGAGAAUCAUUCCUUGGCGUUAACAAGAGACGGUGAAGUUUUUAGCUGGGGAUCAGGAAGAUUUGGUCAGCUUGGACAUGGGGAAUUUACAAACUCAUUAGAAAAACCUACAUCUAUUGAAUUUUUUCAGGGAUUAAGAGUUAAAGAAAUCGCUUGCGGAGGAUUUCAUUCCGCAGUAAUUACUGACUCGGGUGAUUUAUAUACUUUUGGAUGGAAUCACUUUGGGAGAUUGGGGAUCUCUUCGGGUAAAGAUUCAAUGGUGAAUUGUGCUGAACCCUCACUGAUUGAGUUUGGUGGUGAAAAUGACAUUGAAUUAAAUGUAUUGAAGGUGGCAUGCGGGAGCGCGCAUACUGUUGCUAUUACAGAUGAUUACAGAUUGUGGAGUUGUGGAUGGGGAAAAUAUGGACAAUUAGGCUUAGGUGCUGAUAGACUGAAUGAUAACUAUUUGUUUGUGCAAGUGGAUUCGACGGAAUUCAGAGAUAAACAAAUUGUAGACUGUUUAUGCGGCCGAUGGAAUACUUUUCUUAUUUUGAAUAAAUAAUAUUUACAUGCUAAAUAAUAAAAAUAAUUUCAAAAUUGAUUUACUAUAAAUUUCUGCUUAACAAAGACACAUAAUUAUACAUAUACAAUAUAUUUAUUAUAUAAUUAGUGUAUAAUGUAAUCUC